This is a messenger RNA of Cercospora beticola, 477 nucleotides long. NCBI's taxonomy places the organism in Eukaryota, Fungi, Ascomycota, Dothideomycetes, Mycosphaerellales, Mycosphaerellaceae. The record is from RefSeq and is a predicted model, not a curated record.
AUGGCGACAACUUCCAUUAUUGAAGACCUGGAGGUGUCACUCAGCGCCAGCGAGCAGUCACAGACAGUCAAAGCAAAAGUCCGGAACCUCAGCACCUCCACUACGUACACAUUCUUCACCUGGGAUACCGUGCUUGACUCAUUGAGUCCCUUGGCGACAGGCACUUUGCAAUUGCGAUCGAAGUCUUCCGGACAGGCGAUUGAGAGCCCUAGAGUACUAGCCCGUCGUGUUAUGCCACCCAGACGAGAAGAUCUGGCUGAGAUCGCACCAAAAUCUGAAACUUCCAACGAAGUGAUGUUAAAAGGGCCCUGGCUUCCGCAGGAUGCGGAAGCGUACAUCGUGCGGGCCGUAGGAUCAUGGAGAGCCGUGUGGAGGAAGCCGAUUUCAGAGAUUAGCGAUGCCGAGCUGGAGUCCAUAGAAGGCGAUAUCGCAGAAGGAACUUUUGAAAGCAAUGACUUGGUCGUGAGUCUAGCAUGA